AUGGCUCAAGCAACUCCAGAACUCAUGGAGGCACUGUCUGAAAUGAUCGCUCAGGCUCUGAAAGCAUCAAUUGGAAGUGUCGUCCAACAAGCACCCGUUUUUAAUUUGGCCGGAGAACCUGCUGCUCCAUCGCCGAAAGUGCCAACGUUCACCAUGUCAGAAUUCCGUUCCGGGGAAGAAUCGUCUGUCUCCGACUACUUCAAUCGUUUCGAGUGGGUACUGCAGCUAAGCCGCAUUCCCCAAAACCAGUACGCAAACUAUGCCAGAGUGCAUUUGGGGGCGGAACUAAAUAAGGCAUUAAAAUUCCUCGUGAGCCCCAACGAUCCUGCAGAGACGACAUAUGAGGAUUUACGCACCACACUCACAGAUCAUUUCGAUCGCGCAAAGAAUAAAUUUGUCGAGAGCAUCAAGUUUCGUCAAAUCGUACAGCAAAAGGACGAAGCCGUCGCCCAGUUUGUCCUACGUCUUAAGCAGGGUGCUGCAGACUGUGAAUACGGCGAUUUUCUGGACCGCAUGCUGAUCGAACAGUUUCUACAUGGACUUGAAGCACGAGAUAUGUGCGACGAAAUAAUCGCGAAGAACCCAGCAACGUUUAAGGCAGCGUAUGAAGUAGCGCACACGCUGGAGGCAACCCGGAACACGGCACGAGAAGUCAAUGCUGGAACACCAUCAGCGAAUGUCGAGGGCACGAACAAGCUUGGAUACGAAACUCCAAGAAUGAGGAAGUUUAGUCGACGUGCCUCCCCACCACACCAGAAGCCACAUCUUCAUCAGCAAGGACCAUCGGAUGAAAAACUACGAAGCGACCGUCACCAUGACAGAGGAUCAAGCAGCUGCAAUGGUUGUGGAGGACAACAUAUGCGGAAUCAGUGCCGUUUUCGCGAUGCAAGAUGUAACAAGUGUAACAAAACAGGUCACAUAGCUCGGGUCUGUCGAUCAGCAAGGUCGACGUUUCAAAACGAUGCAACUGAUCAAAUACAGUCUUCAGAGAAUCCAGCGUCCGAAGUCGAUGUGGUACAAAUACUCGGUCAAGUCUGA
Messenger RNA from Topomyia yanbarensis, 1038 nucleotides. RefSeq lists its product as uncharacterized. NCBI's taxonomy places the organism in Eukaryota, Metazoa, Arthropoda, Insecta, Diptera, Culicidae. The transcript has a single exon. Gene Ontology annotation, molecular function: nucleic acid binding; zinc ion binding. The record is from RefSeq and is a predicted model, not a curated record. The coding region runs from base 1 to 1038 and encodes 345 amino acids.